CGCAUUUCGGCACUUGCAAAGUUCUUUGAAUCAAAGUUUCCAUCUUUCUAUCUCUCAGUUUUGUUUCCUCCAAGAAACUCACUCAAUUCGAAGCUUAAAUUUCGGAUCUUACUUACAGCUGUCUCCUAGAGGAGACCAUGAGCAGAGAUCACCCUCCUGAGCCUCUUGAUUUCUUCAUCUGGACUGUUGAGGACGUUGGAUCUUGGCUAGAGGAGAUCAACCUUGGGAGCUACCGCCUGAUUUUCAAAGAAAAUGGUGUCAACGGAGAGUAUCUUGAAAGCAUGUCUGUGUUCACAACCGAACAGAUCCUUCACUUCAUAAGAAGGCAUCACAUGAAAUGGGGAGACUUCAUCACUCUCUGUAAAGAACUCAGAAGGAUUAAAGUGGCUUGCUUGAAAGGUGAGCAGAGAGUUCGACGGCCAUGGUGGGCACCGUCUUGUCUCUCAGUAGUCUUUGUUAAGGCGGCUAAGCGCAACCGACAGUCUCGUGUUGUAUCUUUAAAGCUCGAGUCUUGACAUUACACUUUGGAUGUUUAUGUACGUACGUACUUGUCUUUCUUCUCUUCUAUGUCUUUUUUUUCUUUCUCUGGUUUGGGGUUUGUCUGUGGAGAUCACAUGUAAUAGGAAGAAACAAACUCAAGCCAAAAAUGCUGUUUGGCUUUGGUGAAAUCUUGCAAGGUGGGGGGGAAAAACAUUAUGUUUUUUUUUUUGUAUUUCGGUGUAUACAAAGUUUGCUCUCAGAUGUUUAAUAUAUUAUGUGACAGCUAAUAGUAUAGUAAUUUGAUUAUACAUAUGUGGAAAACCCUUGAAGAGAGAUGUGGCUUUGCUAUUCACUUGGUCCAGAUGUUC
Molecule: messenger RNA, 848 nt
Organism: Eruca vesicaria subsp. sativa (arugula)
Lineage: Eukaryota; Viridiplantae; Streptophyta; Magnoliopsida; Brassicales; Brassicaceae
Source: the annotation of a GenBank genome assembly